AACAGCAUCUUUGAAACAAAUAACUUACAGAAUGGACUACGAGGGACAAAGGCUUUCCGAGCUCAUUUUUUACUGGCUUAUUAUUGGAUUUGGGGGAGUCGGAUGGUGAGGAGCAGAAUGCAAAAGUGAUUGAUGACAACGACAAUAAACAAGUUUUCCGGUUUGCAGGCUAGAUUGCUCAUGACGUUGAAGAUUGUCAUAUGCGACCCCAUCUAAUUCGAUUCCAUUGCUUCUUCCGUUUUUUUUACAUAAGGGUGAUUGGUUACUUCCGACAAGAAUUCUUUAUCGUUUUCAAGUUUUGGCUUGUUGGUGUCGUACUGUCGACGGUGGUACGUUUAUCAUAUAGGUUUUGAUUGCCGGAUUCGAGUUGUACCGUAGUCAACGGAGAAGAUUGACGAAACGAAAAAACAGCAGAGUCCGUGGCAUGUGUCCAUACAAAAAAACGCGUCAUCCUCCUUGUUCGAUAGAACGGCAUGUUAUCCUCUGAGAUACCAUCACAUCCGUUUCGAUUCGAUUCGAUUCAUUUGCAUUCCCGUAUUUUCUAACCCAUUCGUUUUCUCUGAAUCUUACCGCUUUCUGUUUUGGGUGGGUAUUGUUGGUUUCGUGAUGAAUAUUCAACAAUGAAAAAACUAUUUGAAUUCAGUUGUGCGUCCCGGAUUGGCCCUUUUAUAAUAGGCAUCCUAUCAAAUGGUUAGAUUCCGUACCAGACCGGAGAGGAGACAGCUCCACAAAUGACAACGACGGAAAGAAAAAGUAGAAAACUUGUCGACGCCAUCGCGCUAUUGGAGUCUGAUGUAUUGACGAAAAUUGUUAGAGCUAUAUAUCGAGUGAAUUACCAUUUCACAAUUG
Molecule: messenger RNA, 849 nt
Organism: Pseudo-nitzschia multistriata
Lineage: Eukaryota; Bacillariophyta; Bacillariophyceae; Bacillariales; Bacillariaceae
Source: the annotation of a GenBank genome assembly